Aspergillus nomiae NRRL 13137 is the source of this 819-nucleotide messenger RNA. Its product is annotated as sulfotransferase family protein. The record is from RefSeq and is a predicted model, not a curated record. Bases 1 to 819 code for a protein of 272 amino acids. Lineage: Eukaryota; Fungi; Ascomycota; Eurotiomycetes; Eurotiales; Aspergillaceae. The transcript is spliced from 3 exons.
AUGCAUUUUUACGAACCAACGUUGCCAAUUAUCCCGCGGCCGAAGCCCAUGAGAGUUCUUAUAUUGGGACUGCCACGGACAGGUACCACUUCUCUAUACGCAGCUCUGAAAUCUCUCGGGUUCAACACAUACCACUACAACGAAAUAGUCAAGCACAAGAACAAUCAACACUUUCAGCUUUGGUUAGAGGCCCUACAAGCAAAGUAUGAUGGAAUCGGUACGCCGUUUAAGGGAGAGGACUUCGAUCGAAUGCUUUGGAACUACGAUGCUGCCUCAGCGGACCCCUGCUGUUUUUUCGUCCAGGAAAUGAUCGCCGCAUACCCAGACGCCAAAGUGAUUCUGACAACGCGUCCUCGUGAUGCAUGGCUCAGAUCCAUGCAGACCUUCCUGCUUGAAAUCCUUUCUUGGAAAUCCUGGCCGGUGUUGGGUUUCUUUGAUGAUGAGUUCUCUGGGCCAUACUAUCGAUUCCUCAGUCAGACCAUGUCUAUUUUAUCCAAAGGGCUCGUGCCCUACAGCCCAUCGGCACAGCCGACAAUUCUAAAGUCUUUUGAUGAUCAUAACGACUUCGUUCGCCGCACCGUGCCGAAGGAGAGGCUUUUGGAAUUCCAUCCAAGUGACGGGUGGGGCCCAUUAUGCGAGUUCCUGGACCUGCCAGCCCCAAAGCAGGAUUUCCCGUAUUUGAACUCGGCCCAGGACGCUAUGAAACAGGAGCAGGCACAGUAUUGGUCCAGAUGGUCUUGGGUUGCAAAACGAUUGAGUAAGAGGUGUGGCUUGGUAUUAUUAGCAUUCAUUGUGGUGAAAGGACUAGCUAUUAGUUAG